This is a messenger RNA of Vanrija pseudolonga, 1032 nucleotides long. RefSeq lists its product as uncharacterized. Bases 1 to 1032 code for a protein of 343 amino acids. Lineage: Eukaryota; Fungi; Basidiomycota; Tremellomycetes; Trichosporonales; Trichosporonaceae. The record is from RefSeq and is a predicted model, not a curated record. The transcript is spliced from 7 exons.
AUGCCAUCUCACAAGCACAAGCGUGAGCGCUCGCGCUCCCAUUCACGCCCGCGCGCCCGCGACGAGGUGCGUUCCUCGCCUUCCUCGCCGCCGCUGGAGGCUAGCAAGACACGCCGCGGCAGUCGCGCAUACCGCGAGCCCAACGACGAUAGCAAGUACGGCAAGCGUGCGCACGAUGAAGACAAGUACCACCGUUCCCGCCGCCGUCGCUACUCUAGUGAGGCCUCGGAGGAAGCCUACACCCCGCGUCGCUGGUCGAGGGAAGACGAGCACCGCGACCGCGACCGCGACCGCGAGCGGUCCAGGCCCAGCCGUCGGUAUGAGGGAAGGCAGUCUGGCCUAACCGAAGGCUUGCCUUCCCUCAGCAAUGAGCAGUUUGCCCAACUCCUUGCCGGGCUCCAGCGCAGCGCGCAGUCGGCGGCGUCACAGCUUACGGCUCACGCCACCGCUGUGCCGGUGACGCCGUUCAAGGUUGAGCCACCCACCGGGCUGGUGCGUGCCCCUCGCGAGGAGGAAAAGGAGGAGGACUGGGACAAGAUCAACCAGGAGGCUGACGACAUUCUCAACGACCUCGAAGAUGAGGUACAGGAGCUCCUGACCAAGGUCCCAGACAGCACGACGCAGCUCAAGGACCUCCCUCCGAUGUUUGACGCUCUCAUUGACGUGUUCAACGGGCUCGCGAUUGGCCAGCAGACAGACAUCUUGCUCAAGACGCACAAGGAGACCCGCGAGAAGAUCGCCCAGCUGCUGGCAAGCGCGCACGACAAGGCGGUGGUGAUCCAAGCCAAGGCCGCGGAGGAGAUCGCGAAGAUCGCGCCAGCCGAGGAGGAGAGGGUCCGCCUGAUCGCCGAGGCGCGCGAGGACUUUACCAAGAUCCUCGCGGCGCAGGACGCCCAACUCGCCGGUCUGCGCAAGGACCUCGACCGCGUCGAGGCCAAGGCAUUCAAGGAGGUCGUGAAGCUGCCCACCGCGGAGGACAUCAAGAAGGCCGCGCGCCGCGAGGCAUACCGUACCAUGGCGGAGAAGCUGUAG